GAAGCCUACAUGCUCUGGGUUAUAGUUAUUAUCACUGCCUAUAGGCACUGGGUUAUAGUCAUGAUCACUGCCUACAUGCACUGAGUUACAGUCAUCACUGCCUACAUACCCUCGGUUAUAGUGAUUAUCACUGCCUACAUACACUGGGUUAUAGCCAUUAUCACUGCCUACAUGCACUCGGUUACAGUCAUUAUCAGUGCCUACAUACACUGGGUUAUAGACAUUAUCACUGCCUACAGGCUCUGGGUUAUAGACAUUAUCACUGCCUACAGGCUCUGGGUUAUAGACAUUAUCACUGCCUACAGGCUCAGAGUUAUAGUGAUUAUCACUGCCUACAUGCACUGGGUUACAAUCAUUAUCACUGCCUACAUGCACUGGGUUACAAUCAUUAUCACUGCCUACAUGCACUGGGUUACAAUCAUUUUCACUGCCUACAUGCACUGGGUUACAAUCAUUAUCACUGCCAACAUGCACUGGGUUACAAUCAUUAUCACUGCCUACAUGCACUCGGUUACAAACAUUAUCACUGCCUACAUGCACUCGGUUACAAUCAUUAUCACUGCCUACAUGCACUCGGUUACAAUCAUUAUCACUGCCUACAUGCACUCGGUUACAGUCAUUAUCACUGCCUACAUACACUGGGUUAUAGACGUUACCACUGCGUUCAUACACUGGGUUACAGUCAUUGUCACUACCUACAUACACUGGGUUAUAGUGAUUAUCACUGCCUACAGGCUCUGGGUUAAAGACAUUAUCACUGACUUUAUUGCUAAUUUUGUUUGAGAAGUAUCCGAAACACUCUGAAAGUAUCUGCUAACUCAUUCCUAUGAUGCAACUGAAGAAUCCUUGCCAGAGUUCUGAGAGACUGUACACCCGGAAAGACCUCAAUGUACACUAAAUGUUUUGUAAUCCUAUCCAGUGCUAGACACUCUAUUAAUGGGAAAACAAACCCAGUGCUGACAGCCUGUCCUCAUCAGUGAUGUAUGUGUAUCCCAAGGUUUUACCAGUCAUUGCAAAGGGGUUCAUUAAACUAAACAAUAAAAUGUAAAUUUUCUGGCCUACUGCUAAUUAUGUAAGAAUACAUUUUAGAAGGAAGCCAACUAUCUUAUUUACUCUUGUUACACAGAGAGAGAAUUGUAUUGCUCUACAAGAUUACAUCAGGGCUUCACCUAGGGUCAGUGUUUUUUGUUGUCGUCUGAUGUUUUCAUGAAAAGUGGUGUCCUCGGAAUUAGUCGGUGUUGGCUGCUUGUGUCCGUAAGCUAUUAUACAUCAGUGUAAA
Messenger RNA from Pelobates cultripes (western spadefoot toad), 1279 nucleotides. The record is from the annotation of a GenBank genome assembly. Lineage: Eukaryota; Metazoa; Chordata; Amphibia; Anura; Pelobatidae.